UAUAAGUAAUGGGAGAAGAAUAAUUAUAUUUCGUAUUUUUAUUAUCUUCAUAGUAGUUAGUAUUAUAGCGUAGACUAUUGAUAUUCGAUAAACACGUAACUUUGAAGAGAGUACAGAAAAUGGGACUAUUUGAUCGUUUAGCAAAUCUUUUAGGUCUUAAGAAAAAAGAAGUAAACGUUUUAGUAGUGGGCCUUAACAAUAGUGGUAAGUCGACGGUCAUAAAUAAUUUCAAACGCGAGGAUGACCGUUGCAUAGACAUAGUACCUACUGUUGGGUAUAAUGUUGAAAAAUUUUCAUUUAAAAAUGUUAGUUUCACAGCAUUCGAUAUGUCAGGCCAUGACCGUCAUAGAUCAUUAUGGGAACACUAUUAUAAAGAUUGCCAUGGUAUUAUUUUUAUAAUAGAUAGUAGUGACAAAUUACGAUUGGUUGUUGUUAAAGAAGAAUUAGAUAUGCUUCUUCAACAUCCAGAUAUAGCUGGUCGUAAAAUACCGAUUCUCUUUUUGGCUAAUAAAAUGGAUUUGCCUGAUUCUCUAACCACUGUUAAACUUGUUGCUGGACUUGGUCUUGAUCGUAUACAGAAUAAACCUUGGCAUAUACGAGCAACAAAUGCAAUUACUGGAGAAGGCUUACAAUUAGGCAUAGAAUGGCUUACAGAUCAAAUUCGUGACAUAUAUAUUAAUAAAAGAUAAAAAUAAAUUUAUAUAUCAUAAUA
This is a messenger RNA of Apis mellifera (honey bee), 712 nucleotides long. It is a transcript of the gene Arl6, whose product is annotated as ADP-ribosylation factor-like protein 6. Bases 120 to 689 code for a protein of 189 amino acids. Gene Ontology annotation, cellular component: cytoplasm; axoneme. The transcript has 3 exons. NCBI's taxonomy places the organism in Eukaryota, Metazoa, Arthropoda, Insecta, Hymenoptera, Apidae. Gene Ontology annotation, molecular function: GTPase activity; GTP binding. Gene Ontology annotation, biological process: vesicle-mediated transport; protein localization to cilium; intracellular protein transport. The record is from RefSeq and is a predicted model, not a curated record.